Molecule: messenger RNA, 783 nt
Organism: Beta vulgaris subsp. vulgaris (sugar beet)
Lineage: Eukaryota; Viridiplantae; Streptophyta; Magnoliopsida; Caryophyllales; Amaranthaceae
Exons: 1
Coding region: 1-783 (260 amino acids)
Molecular function (GO): nucleic acid binding; zinc ion binding
Source: RefSeq, a predicted model, not a curated record
AUGGAGAAACUAUUUGACGUCACUCAAUGCCCUGAAAAAUGGAAGGUGAAUUUCGCGGUAUUCUAUCUCAAAGGGCAAGCAGACCUUUGGUGGAAGACUGCAAAGGAAAUGCAAAGUCAACCCGGCUUCGGAUGGGAAAAUCUGAAGGGAGUAAUGAGAAAUCAGUUUUACCCUCAAAGCCUGCAACUCAAAUUGGAAUCUGAGUUCAUCCAUCUCAAGCAAAGGAGUAUGUCCGUGUUAGAGUAUGCUGUGAUAUUCAACGAGCUUGCUCGAUUUGCUCCUGACUUAGUAUCGACGGAUCGACAAAGGAUGAACCGCUUUGAAGAAGGCCUUAAUCUUGACCUUCAGGAGAAACUCGCAGCGCACAUGAGUACAUCAUUCCAAGAGCUCUAUGAUAGGGCUAUCAAUGUUGAAAGAAAAAGCAAGCUUCGAAAAGAGAUCUUUGAGAACGGGAAAAGAAAGAAGAAUUUUCAAAACCAACCCAACAAUGGGUCAUUCAAGAGGCAAGAAACUGGAAAUCGAGGUGGAAAUUUCGGAAAUCAGAAUCAAACUCGAAAAUGCUCUAAGUGUGGAAAGUGGAACCAUACUGAGAAGGAAUGUCGAUUUGGUACAAGGGAAUGUUACAAGUGCGGAAGUAAGAUCAUAUGGUCCGAGAUUGCCCUCAAUGGCGUCAAGGACAAGUCAAUGGGAGAAAUGAACCAACUGGUCAGAACCGUGGAAAUGGUGGCACUACAAACCGUAAUCCUCCACGUGGACCUCCCCAAGCUGCACGAGUAUUCAUGA